AAUUUCUUUUUUAUGAUGUCGCCGACAGAAAUAGGCACCUACGUAAGUAGCUUGGGACUGUGCAAAUCUAUCAGUACUUUGAUUUUUAUCCGAGCCGCAUGGAUUCCUGAUUUAGAUCAAACUAAUUACCGCGAAAAGAUUUCUGAGAUUGGUGUCGAGACUCUCAGGGGACAACUCUCUGAUAGAUUCGAAUUUCUACUCAAAGAGAAGGGACUUCAACACUUGCCUGAAGGCUAUACAAUUCCGUACGUGAUGAAUCAAGUCCAUAACAACAACAAGACCAAUGAUAUACCCACACUAAAGGGAAUCUGGGAAAAUGUGAAUAUCUAUGGGCUUCAUAGUCAAUAUUAUCAAGAAGCGCUCGACAUAAUGGAUGAUUUGUGGGGCGCGAGAACCCACAGCCCCCUUGAGCAAUUUUCCAUUCUCCCAUUGAUUCCUAUGAAUAUAGGAAACUUGUAUUUCUCAUUCACAAAUCCAUCUUUGUUUAUGCUGCUAACUCUCAGUUUGGUCCUACUUCUGGUUCAUUUUGUUACUAAAAACGGAGGAGGAAACCUAGUACCAAAUGCUUGGCAAUCCUUGGUAGAGUUUAUUCAUGAUUUCGUGCCGAACCCGGUAAACGAACAAAUUGGUGGUCUUUCCGGAAAUGUUAAACAAAAGUUUUUCCCUCGCAUCUCGGUCACUUUUACUUUUUCGUUAUUUCGUAAUCCCCAGGGUAUGAUACCUUAUAGCUUCACAGUUACAAGUCAUUUUCUCAUUACUCUUGGUCUCUCAUUUUCUAUUUUUAUUGGCAUUACUAUAGUGGGAUUUCAAAGAAAUGGGCUUCAUUUUUUAAGCUUCUCAUUACCCGCAGGAGUCCCACUGCCGUUAGCACCUUUUUUAGUACUCCUUGAGCUAAUCCCUCAUUGUUUUCGCGCAUUAAGCUCAGGAAUACGUUUAUUUGCUAAUAUGAUGGCCGGUCAUAGUUCAGUAAAGAUUUUAAGUGGGUUCGCUUGGACUAUGCUAUGUAUGAAUGAUCUUUUAUAUUUCAUAGGGGAUCCUGGUCCUUUUUUUAUAGUUCUUGCAUUAACCGGUCCGAAAUUAGGUGUAGCUAUAUCACAAGCUCAUGUUUCUACGAUCUCAAUCUGUAUUUACUUGAAUGAUGCUACAAAUCUCCAUCAAAGGUGGUUCUUUAUUUAUAAUUGAACAAAAGCGC
Molecule: messenger RNA, 1192 nt
Organism: Vitis vinifera (wine grape)
Lineage: Eukaryota; Viridiplantae; Streptophyta; Magnoliopsida; Vitales; Vitaceae
Exons: 1
Coding region: 13-1182 (389 amino acids)
Biological process (GO): proton motive force-driven ATP synthesis
Molecular function (GO): proton transmembrane transporter activity
Source: RefSeq, a predicted model, not a curated record